Messenger RNA from Cryphonectria parasitica EP155, 630 nucleotides. RefSeq lists its product as uncharacterized. Lineage: Eukaryota; Fungi; Ascomycota; Sordariomycetes; Diaporthales; Cryphonectriaceae. The coding region runs from base 1 to 630 and encodes 209 amino acids. The record is from RefSeq and is a predicted model, not a curated record. The transcript has 5 exons.
AUGAGGCUCAAGCCCACGAGCAGCACUCUGCAGAGCCACGCACCUUGGGAGGGGUGCCCGGAUAGCGCAAAUGCCGGUGUGCAGCUAGUCUUGAGCUACAGCGCCACGCUCAACGUCGUUCAGGCCCAAGACACGGCGAGCACUUAUGGUCUGACCGGUGAUGUGGGAAAAGCACUGGAUUUCCCCCUCGAGACCCGUUCAUUGCCACCCGGCAACGGCGCAUCCGUCUCCGCUAGCGAUGACCGAGACUACCAGCGCAGGGCCCACACCACACAACAACCCUACUCAUGGUAUUAUGGUACCGAGGCGGUACGGCUGAUCAGGGUGCGAAAGUAUCUUGUUCUGGUUGGGGUAGUAGUGUGGUACAGUAUGCAGUAUGCGGGCCCACCCAGACCAGGAGGUGACUUUGGUAUUGAGAUCUGUGGGCUGGCUGUCCGCAUGGACCGCUUCGCCGGCCCGACCUCACAGGCUGCCACGCUGUCAAGCGUUGUCUGUUUGGGACGGAGGCCCCUGGAGAACAACGUCACCCUGUCCUCUCUGGGAAAAUGUCUGUGCGGGUGGGGUCUUUCAUCAGGUGGACCAACAAGUCGGCGUAUUGAAAUCCCUUAUCGUGAUCACGAAGACAAAUGA